CAGCACUGUGAUCAGUAAUUAGCAAGACCGAAAUUAACCCGGCAUGGAGUGGUCCAAUCUUCCGACUGUCCCAUUGGUGCGGAUAUUUUCCUUCCUGUCUGACUACGACAGGUCUAACAUGUCGCUGGCAUGCAAAUCGUGGCAUCAGGGCUACCAGGACCCAUUGUUAUGGAAGAGACGGAAGUGGGUUCUGUCUGGGUACGAGGUGCCGUGUGUCGGAAGACGGGCGUGUCAUUUCGCCAGGUAUCUCGGUCACCAUCUGCGCUACCUGACAAUAAAGUGUGACCGAUGUUCCUUCAAUGUCUACCAAAGCUACCAUGAGGCUAUUCAGUCCUUACUUAAGGAGCUUCACCACAAGGCCAAGCUGAAGGAAUUUCGCCUGACGGGACUGAGGGCAGAGAGCUACUGCUACUCCUACAAAGAUCUUCUAGACACCUUCGUGGACACCAUCGUCAAGUUUCUGAGAAGUCAGAAAAGCUUGGAAGUUGUCGACGUGUCGCAAGCACAGUUUUUCUAUCCUGAAGGCUGUCGUGUUUUGGAAGCUAUUGGGCACGCUUGUGGAAAGACACUGCGUUUCUUGCAAAUGGACUCGGUAUUUCAUCCGAAUUCUGCCACGCCGUCAUCUGCUCUUAACCGCUACCGACGAGCUAUGGGCAGCUUCAAGAAUCUACGUUAUCUAGCAUUCAACUACAGAGGUCUAUCGGAUGAAGUCUUACAAACUUUUACCGUCAAUCUUCAAGACAAACUGAAAUGUUUGAAAGUUAUUAUAGACAAAAGUCCAGUUCUGACAGGUGUCAUUGUGUCCCCUAGCUCGUGGCAAGCAUUACGCAGAGCAUGCCCGAGGCUUCAGGUCAAGAUAUUCAUCCGUGGGUUCGGGCACACCAGCGAAAUAGUUCCAAUUCUCGCGCCGGAAAUCCCGCUUCAUGAACUAUUUAUAUACACAGGUCUUCGCUAUCAGGCGGAGUGGAGAUUGCAGACUACGUUACAACACAUCGCCAAUUCUUAUCCACAGUCUUUGGAAAUAUGUCAUUUUAAGUUGGAUAACAGCGGGGAGUUGGUGGACGAAGACCUAAUCCGAAUGGUGGCACAGUGUAAGAGGUUGAAGGAGAUAACAGUAAACGCUGUUUUCGAAUUGGCCUUCGCUGACACCAUAUGCACUCUGCAGGAACGUAAUGAAAUCAAUCUGAGAAAGUUCCACGUGGCAAACCAGCAUUUGACCACUGAAAACAAACAGCAGUUGAAGGACAUCUUCAGGCGAAAAUUUCGCAGAAUGAUUGUUACGCGAGAUCUGGAUUUUGAGGUGGACAGCGCGCUGGCCUUGUGGGACGGGCCAACAUUAAUGAUACCUCUUCAUCCCGUGGGUAUUCUCAACAUCCAUCCCAAUGGGGCCAAUGGGCACGUGGUGUGACUUUAUAUGACUGUGCUAUGCGGGUUUUGUUUUUUCGGAUUGGUUGCAAAUCGGUACAAUAGCGAUUUGAUGGAAUUACGCUAUCUGACUAUUAUGUUACAAGGAUUCAGUGCGUGGCCAAUAUAACGAACACCAUUUAUCCUGAACAGAUAAAGUUGCUUUGUUUAUUUUUCUUUUGUGAAGUCUCAACGGAAAUUGACCGUAAGUUCCAAAUUAAGGCUAAGCAUUUACGCAAAACAUCUUUUGGAAUGGCGAAUACCAGCCAUGCGUGUAUGUCAGUUAGUCUUGAAUUAUGAUUAU
Liolophura sinensis is the source of this 1708-nucleotide messenger RNA. Its product is annotated as F-box only protein 39-like. The transcript has 3 exons. Gene Ontology annotation, molecular function: protein binding. Gene Ontology annotation, biological process: positive regulation of protein ubiquitination. NCBI's taxonomy places the organism in Eukaryota, Metazoa, Mollusca, Polyplacophora, Chitonida, Chitonidae. The coding region runs from base 44 to 1408 and encodes 454 amino acids. The record is from RefSeq and is a predicted model, not a curated record.